Messenger RNA from Batrachochytrium dendrobatidis JAM81, 717 nucleotides. RefSeq lists its product as uncharacterized. The coding region runs from base 1 to 717 and encodes 238 amino acids. NCBI's taxonomy places the organism in Eukaryota, Fungi, Chytridiomycota, Chytridiomycetes, Rhizophydiales. The record is from RefSeq and is a predicted model, not a curated record. The transcript has 4 exons.
AUGGCAGACGAAAUUUCUGACCUGGUUAAUGGUGCUGGUGACAGCACAGUCACUGAGUUUGCAACCUAUGAGGAGUAUUUGGAUAGUCAAAUUACGUCGUUGGAUAUGUUUUAUCUCGAGGACAAGGAACUGGCUCGACAACUUGUUGAAUUAGGUUAUCGAGGAUCUGGAGAACCACUCAAACGCGAAGAGUUUGAAUCUCGUAAAAAGGCUGCCGAAAACUUUCGUCUUUCUAAACGACUUGCAACAAAUGUCCUCUCUUCAUUUGGCAAAGACCAAAGCAAGUAUCCGUUUCUUCACGCUCUUGCUGAACGUGAAGAAGCCAAUCGAAGUGGAAAACUCACUUCAAUUAUUUUUAUUAGAACAAAAAACAACAAGGACCAAGAAAUAAGUGGAUACAUUGACUAUUCACAUAGGUUAAAGAUUGAAAACUUUGAACCUUAUUUCAAUCACACAAAAACUUUUCAACCUAGACCAAGUGAUAUGAGUUUUUACAAUUGGGAAACUCAAACAUGUACGAGUAAUGCUACACCCAACUUUCAGGUUAUUGCUGAUAAUGAGAACGGAUUGUUGUUUAAAAACAAACGAGAUCGAAAGAUUAUUAAUGUGGAUCCAAGGGAGUUUCGUCCUGGUGAUAAUACCAGUCGUACACAGAUUUUGACAAAGGAGCAUCUUCAGGUUGUCAUUUACGAUCAUCUUACCCGCCGCAAAACAUAA